Messenger RNA from Vespa mandarinia (Asian giant hornet), 698 nucleotides. RefSeq names its product selenoprotein K-like. The record is from RefSeq and is a predicted model, not a curated record. Gene Ontology annotation, cellular component: endoplasmic reticulum membrane; Golgi apparatus. Lineage: Eukaryota; Metazoa; Arthropoda; Insecta; Hymenoptera; Vespidae. Gene Ontology annotation, biological process: calcium ion transport; endoplasmic reticulum calcium ion homeostasis.
UUAUUUUUAAUACGUCACUUUGACCAUUUUUAUCAAACGAAUUAAAUUGUGAUAAUUAAAAUACACAAUAUUAUCAGAUCACGCAAGAAAAUUAUAAUAAUUUAAGAAUAGAAACGGUGAAUUUAUAUUCUAUGAAAAUUUAUUAAUGUGAUCGUAUAAACAUGGUUUAUAUAUCGAGUGAUGGCAAAAUUCAUAACUCAGUACCAUGGGGCUUAAAAAAAGUUGCGAAUUUCUUUUCAUCGAUAAUAUACUUAGUAAUAAUGUUCUUCAAGACAUUAUUUGGUAUGGAUAUAGAUAAAAAUGAUGGUAAAAAUUCAAAAGAUUAUAGACCUGGCUUUGGUCCACCUAAACCUCCAAGUCGUAAACUGGGUAGACCUAGCAAUAUCAAUCAUAACGUCAACAUUCCCUUUGGAGGUUGCAGCAGUUGUCAGGGUUGAAUUUAAUGUGAGUAAAUAAGAUAAUGGAUAAUCUAUUUCCAUCAAAGAAUUUUUAUCGAAUCAAUAUGUUUAUUUAAAUAUUAAAGCUCAGAAAUAUAAUGAAUAAUUUGUAACAUAUGCUUCUGUUGUAUUUAAAAUAUUACAAAUGAAACACAAAGAUAUUAUAUGUUAUGUAAUAACAAUAAAAAUUGAAACUUUUGUGUAAAAUUAUAGUAUUAAGAUUUAUACAUCUUUUAUACAUUACAAAAGAAAUAAUAAUAU